This is a messenger RNA of Osmerus eperlanus (European smelt), 1303 nucleotides long. Its product is annotated as phosphatidylinositol transfer protein beta isoform-like. Bases 106 to 924 code for a protein of 272 amino acids. The transcript has 11 exons. NCBI's taxonomy places the organism in Eukaryota, Metazoa, Chordata, Actinopteri, Osmeriformes, Osmeridae. The record is from RefSeq and is a predicted model, not a curated record. Gene Ontology annotation, molecular function: phosphatidylinositol transfer activity; phosphatidylcholine binding; phosphatidylcholine intramembrane carrier activity. Gene Ontology annotation, cellular component: cytoplasm. Gene Ontology annotation, biological process: phospholipid transport.
AGGUGCAUGUUUUGGCCAAUCCACGAAUCCUGUGGGCGGAAUACAUUUGUGGAUAAUGUUCGAUGACGUUCCCAUUUUUGCGCAGCCGCAACCCAGGAGAAGAAGAUGGUGCUUAUCAAGGAAUAUCGUGUGGUCUUACCGUGUUCUGUGGAAGAGUACCAAGUGGGACAGCUGUACUCAGUGGCUGAGGCCAGCAAAAAUGAGACUGGGGGAGGAGAGGGAAUUGAGGUGCUGAAAAAUGAACCAUAUGAAAAGGAGGGAGAAAAGGGACAGUACACACACAAAAUUUACCAUCUGAAGAGUAAAGUCCCUGCCUUUGUUAAGAUGAUUGCACCAGAAGGAGCACUAGUUUUCCAUGAAAAAGCCUGGAACGCCUACCCUUACUGUCGCACUAUUGUGACGAAUGAGUACAUGAAAGACGACUUCAUGAUCAAGAUUGAGACGUGGCACAAACCUGACAUGGGGACACUAGAAAAUAUUCAUGACCUGGACGAGCCUACUUGGAAGACUGUGGAGGUCGUCCCGAUAGAUAUUGCAGACAAAGAACAAGUGGCCCCUGAGGAUUAUAAGCCGGAGGAGGAUCCCGCUCUCUUCCACUCAACCAAGACGGGCAGAGGACCGCUGGGUCCUGACUGGAAGAAAGAGAUGGUGGCCAAGACGGACUGCCCUCGUAUGUGUGCGUACAAACUGGUCACUGUCAAGUUCAAGUGGUGGGGUCUACAGAGCAAAGUAGAACAUUUUAUCCACAAGCAAGAGAAGCGCAUCUUCACUAACUUCCAUCGCCAACUCUUCUGCUGGAUCGACAGUUGGGUGGGCCUGACCAUGGAGGACAUCAGGCGGAUGGAGGAGGAGACACAGAGGGAGCUAGAGGAGUUGCGUAAAACAGGUCAGGUUCGAGGCACCAGUGCUGCUCACGAGCAAUGAUGCAAACCAACCAAAUCCUUUCAUGAUGAUGUCAUCAAAGACACACCCAACACGAUGAGGGACUGGCCCUGCUGUUUGCUGCUCUCUUCCUGUCUCCCAUUAUUCAUUGGGGGGGGGUUUGUCAGGAUUGGUCAAUAGUACUGUACAGACCCUCAACCAAUCACAAGUCGCCUCCUACUCAUACAGAAAAUAAAAGAUUUUUGCAUAUAUCAACAAAGAAAGAAUAUAACAAAAACGUUUUACCCAGAACGUAAAUUGCCUGUCAUGUAAUUGUUAGUUGAUUGUCAAAAAUGGGUUUGUAUCUGGGUAAAAAACAUGACUUAGAAGGCCAAGUCUUUUAAACAGUAGAAUGUCAUUAUAGUUGUUGGUUACACAUUUC